Messenger RNA from Kalmanozyma brasiliensis GHG001, 1659 nucleotides. Its product is annotated as Eukaryotic initiation factor 3, gamma subunit. The record is from RefSeq and is a predicted model, not a curated record. Gene Ontology annotation, biological process: tRNA methylation. The coding region runs from base 1 to 1659 and encodes 552 amino acids. Lineage: Eukaryota; Fungi; Basidiomycota; Ustilaginomycetes; Ustilaginales. Gene Ontology annotation, cellular component: tRNA (m1A) methyltransferase complex; nucleus. The transcript has a single exon.
AUGUCCGAGUCUGCGACAAGCUCAGCUCCGGCCGCAGUGCCAGCUCCGGCUGAAGCGGCCGAGGCGGGCCCAAGCACUCCCACCACAAAGCCGAACCGAGGCAAGCAGCAGCAACCUCGCCAGCCCCAUGUGCCUCAACGCCUCACCUCCGAACAGCUUCGCAAACGUCUGCACUACAUCGCCUCUGGAUCGACUGUGAUUCUCAAGAUGCCAUCCGGUCGCACCAAAGCCGCUGAGAUCAUGCCGGGCAAGCAGGUCAGUCUGGGCAAGUUUGGCAGUUUCAAGGCGGACGACCUCAUCGGCAUGCCGUACGGGUUCACCUAUGAGAUCCAGCCGGACUCGACAGCGAGCACGCAACAGGACCAAGCACCGAGUCAGAACGGCAAAGGCGCGGAGAAGAGCAGAGCCCCAGCUGCAGCCGGAGGAUCGCUCAAGCUGGUGAUCAACCGCACGCUAGGCGAUCUCGAGACGGAAGCCUCGGAAACCGUCGAAACCACCGCAACCAACGAGCACAUCAACGACGACGGAUCCGCGCAGAAGCUCACCUACGUCGACAUCCAACAGCUCAAAAACCAAGGCAUCUCGGGUCGCGAGAUCAUCGAGCAGCAGCUAGCCAGCUCCGAGUCGUUCGCCAAUCGAACCGUCUAUUCGCAAGCCAAGUACGUCGCGCGGAAGGAGCAGAAGCAUCUCAAGCUCUUUACGCCGCUCCAACCGGACUUUGGCAACGUGUGCGACUUUUGGUUUGACAAGUCGCCAGAGAAGAUUCGGUACAUUCGCAAGGAUGCGCUCUCGCAGGUGUUGAGUUUUGGAAGUGUUCGACCGGGGGGACGGUACCUCGUUGUUGACGGUGUGUCUGGUCUGCUGGUGGGGUCGAUUCUGGAGAGGCUUGGAGGCGACGGCAUGGUCAUGGCGAUCAACGAUGCCGAAUCUCCACCUUCUCUCGACAUCGUCCCUUACUUCAACCUGCCACCUUCGACAACGCGACACGUGCUCAAGGUGAUCAAUUGGGCAGCCACCGAGCCGGACUAUGCACCCGUCUUUUCCAACCAAGACAUCACUUCUGCCACCAUCACCACGCGGUCCGUCAAAGACAAGGCGAGGGAUCGCAAGCGUCAAGCUGGGUUCCGAGAGAUCGACCGCAUUCGCACCGACUUCUUCGCCGGCGACUUCGACGCGGUUCUCAUCGCAUGCCAUUACGAUCCAAUGAGCAUUCUGCGACGACUCAAACCGCACCUCGGCGGAUCGGCAAGUGUCGUGGUCCACAGCCCCUAUUUGCAACCCUUGGCAGAGGCGAGCGCAAAGAUGAGGCAGGACGAGGAGUUUAUUAACAUCAGUGUCACGGAGCCUUGGUUGAGGAAGUACCAGGUGCUGCCGGGCAGGACACAUCCGGAGAUGACGACGAGCAGCACGGCCGGAUUUAUUCUGCAUGCGCUGAGGGUGUUUGGUGAGAAGCAGGCGUUAGAGAUGCGCAAGGAGUACUUGGCCAAGCUGGAGCAGGAGGAGUCAGAGUCGGAUAAGCUUGAGGUACAAGGCGAAGAGAAGGAGGAAGGCGAAGGGGUCAAGCGGGCGCAGGAAGACGACGGUGCUGCUGCUGAAGAAGAGCGAGAUGCGAAGCGGGUCAGGAUAGAAGAGACAACAGAGGCUGAGGCCGUCGCAUAG